GCUGCGCGAAAAUGAGAAGCUGCCCCUUCAGGCGAGUUGCGCAGGUGACGUUGAGAAGUUAAAAAUUCCCAUCGUGUUGCUCCUCCGUCGUCGCUUUUUUUUUUUUUGUUCCAUUUGGGCUUAUUUUGGAUUCCUUUCCCGUUUGUUACUUCUUCCCGUUUGUUACUUCUUCCGGUUUGCUACUUCUUCCCGUUUGUUACUUCUUCCGGUUUGCUACUUCUUCCCGUUUGCUACUUCUUCCCGUUUGCCGCUCCUUCCCUGAGAGGGCAAACUCGAAGUUCCUUCCGCAGGGUUUCCCCCCCAAUGCCGACGUUGCUUUUAAUUUUUUAAAGGGCACAGGGGAGAGGCGCACUUUGUGGAUUUUUCCCUCGAGGGUGACUUGGCCAAAGGGAGAAGGAAGCCCUCCCAGUUGGCAGAGGCAUAUGAGUUAUACGUUCCACCCGUUUACGCGUAUGCGGCGAGGCGAAGCAGCGAUGAGGAGCGAAGAGGCACGCAUGGGCGCGCCAGCAGUGGAAGCAACGCGCAGGAGCAGCGACGGUGAAGACGACGUGGUGACAGCGAAGGGGUGAAAAAAGAAAAAUGUUUUCCAACGCGAUAAAGCUAGAAAACCUGAACGACUACUACAACGAGGAGGAGGAAUGCAUCAAGCCGUUUCUAUACAAGUCGCAAGUUGCGAAUGAGGAUGACCUGAGUGAGCCAAACUUAAUAAACAUAAAAAAGAAGAGUAAAGAGAAAAAAAAAAAGGAAAGGGGAGAAAUAUCUCUGACUGACUGCUUAGCCUGCAGUGGAUGCGUCACAAAUGAAGAGACCAAUUUUCUUAGAAACCAAAAUGCAGUCGAAAUUUUAAACCAAAUUAGGAAAAAAAAAAUUAACAUCAUUUCGUUGUCUCUGCAAAGCAUCACGGCUUUGUCUGUACAUUACAACUUACCCAUUCAGAGGACACAGAAGAAGUUGUGCUUUUUAUUAAAAUCGCUGGGCUUCGAUUAUGUGUAUGACUCCUCCCUCAGCGAGCUGAUAGCCCUGAAUGAGAGCAAGCGAGAGUUUAUCAGCCACUUUGUGGAGGCCACGAAAACAGCGCAGCAAAGCGGGCACUACCAAAACGGUGCCGAUGAUAUCUUGGGGGGUAAGAGGGACCACCGCCUGAAGUCCAAACGGGGAAGCAAAACUGAGCUGAGGGGGGGCAACCAUGCCGCUGCCUACACACGGGAGGGGAAGAGCUCCCUCCCCCUGAUUUGCUCCCACUGCAGUGGCACCGUUAUAUAUGGCGAGAAGAAUUUCGAUGAAGAAGAGAUAAACUCAUUUAGCAAGGUAAAGUCCAGUCAAGACAUCCAGGGAAUUAUCUUAAAAAUUCUACACCUCCAGAAGAGCGUGCAUGUGACUCUGCCCCUGCUGGAAAGCCCCCCCCCGCUGAGGAGCUUUUUCAAUUGGUACUGCACAUACGGGUUGGAGUUCUGGGCCGUUUGCAGGAAGCACCAUCGGAGGAACCACGGCCUUUUGCGACCGGGCCCAGUUGGCCAAGAAGGCAGCAAACGCGGCGGAAGAGGCGGAAGUAGCGGAAACGGUGUGACCGCCACCCCCCCAACGAUCUACGACAUCAACCACGUGUACCUGCUCUACUGCUUCGACAAAAAAUUGGAGGCGCACAGAAGUAACCUCCCCCAACAGAAUUCCCUAAACGAGAAUAUGCUUGCCUACCUGGCGCAUGUCUCUCCUCGGACGAUCGACCCGAUGAGGGACACACCGAACGCAGACCAACAGAAGAGGAACUUCCACUGCGUCGAUGCUGUGCUGACCACCGUGGAGCUCGUCGAGCUGAUAAACAACACGGAAAUUGAUUUUGCCUCUCUGCCGGAGAUGCCAAUUGACAGUGUGUACGACCUUUUGCGGGCCGCCAUGAGGGGGGUGCACGCAGAUAGGACGAAAAGAAACCCCCACGAAGCUGCCGCGGAGGAGACGCCGCCCACGACACACGUCGAACGAACUGCCCCCCCCAGCCUUCACGAACUGAGCGAAAUUUACGACCACCUUGCCGAAUACACACUUCGGUGCGGCAACAGAAAUAACAUUUCGAUGGGCUACGGGGAGGAGAUGUUCAAAUAUGUGUGCAGAGAGGUGUUCAAUUUUGAGGUGGACGAGAGGGAGUUCCACCUCCAGUACCACGACAUAGUGGUGUUGUCCCUGCUGCAGGGCAGCCACUGCGUUUUCCGGGUGAUCCUGUCCUACGGCUUUAAGAGCAUGUACAGCGUCGUCCGGAAGGUGAAGGAGGGCAAGAGCGGGCGCGCACCGGGGAGAAGCGAGGCCAACAAAUACGACGUGGAAAUUACCUACAAUCUGCACUUCACAGGAAGAAUCGACUACAUCGAAUUGAUGGCCUGCGAAAAGGGUUGCCUCUUCGGAUGCGCCCAGAACAUUUUUUCCGAACCUGUCCAUAGGCGCACCCCCUGCCUAUGCUACAACUCUCGCAUUUUUAAAAAAAUCGCUCAGCAGGAGGUUAUUGAAAAUUUCGACUUCCUCCGUUCAGAUGGAAGGAGCGAUGCGCAGGGGGGACAAGCGGGAGACGAAACGGGAGGCAUUCUGUGUGCCAGCGAAAAGCACACACGGUGUGAAGACCACAUGCAGGAUGCAGACGCCUCUUCGAUUAACCAAGGGGAGACACAAACAGGUUAUGAACUGUUUAAUCAGCCAAAAGUGGACACAGAAAAGUUGUUUCAAAAAAUGUAUGACACUAUGCAUAGUGACCAAUUCACGGUGUAUGUCAAUUCGAGCAAAUGCGAUGGGGAUAUAAGUGUCAACUCGUUUUUAAAAAACAUCGGCAAAUUUUUCAACACGGAAACGUUCCACAUUUUGGGGAGUUCCUUUUCGUCCAAGAAGAAGGUAGACAUUAUCAAUUGUACCCCCAUGAAGGAAGCUAACCAUAUGAAGGAAGCUAACCAUAUGAAGGAAGCUAACCAUAUGAAGACUGCUACCCACAUGAAGACUGCUACCCACAUGAAGACUGCUACCCACAUGAAGACUGCUACCCCCGUGAGGGCUUCUAACCCAGUGAUGGCUUCCACCCCCCUGCGCAGGCUGAACGACAUGCUCAAGUGCGACCCCGCGAAGAAACACAGGGGCAAAAGCAAAGCGCGCGAGCGGCACGCAGAGAGGGAAGUGAACGAGGAGUACCUGAGCAGAACAAAGCAGAUUGGCCGCAAGUACAUCCAACAGGUGAUGAGCGAGUGGGGCGCGGACGACAUUACAGAUAACUGGGAGGGUUUCCCCACAGGAGAAAUGCCAAAUGAAAUGAAGCCAUCCCCCAGUAUGCGGAACGAAAAAAAGGACAUCGAAUUUACGCCUAUGUCUAACGCAGAAAUAGACCCCGUGGCGUGCAAGGUGAAGGGAGGAAAUUUGUACGAAGGUACAGCGGGGGUACUCAACGAAGUGGUAAUCGAGACGGUCAGCAAAACGGGGGAAUGCAUCUACGUGGAGAAUUACACAUUUGAAGCGUACGUGAAGGAGAGGGAUAAGGUGGACCAGCUGAAUUACCAAAGGGAGCACACACAAGAGGAGGAAGAAGAAGAAGGAGGAGACAACCGAUGUGACUUGUACAUGCGAAAUGCUCUGUAUAACAAAUUCCAAAGGGAAAAACAUCAGACGGUAAUUAACUCGGAUCAUAAUAGGUACAAUAUUAAUGCCAACUUUUCGAAUUACAAACAUGUGGGGUGUGAAGAGGGGGAAGAAGCGCCUCUUUGGGGAGGCACAAAAGGGGAUGGGCCCCAUCUCAUUGGUGCUACUGAGGGGAAGGGGAGGCGAAGAGGCUCUCCUUGUCAUUCCCCUACUAGGUAUCGCGGUAGGGAGCAAAGGGGAAGACAAAACACACUCAUGGGAGGACCCCCCCCUCAUGAAAAGAACGCCAUAGAGAACCAAACAAUGAGAGAAGGAUACACGUUCGAGGCCGAGCUGUACGAUGGAGAAAAAAUGAAACUGGUGCAGAACAGCUUCAAGUGCAACGUUAGCGAUUUGAAAAAUGGGACCUACGUCGUGACGUAUAACUUGGGACGGUGCGGCUACUACUACCUGUCUCUAUUUUGCAAAAAAAAGAGCGUCGGGAAUUCCCCCUACCUCAUUUGCAUAAAGCCGAACGUGGCGUACGCCCCCAACUGUGUGGUGUACAAACGGGUGAGCGGUGGGAGGGUCUUCCCGGCGAUCAAACGGGGGGCAGGAAAAAGAGGCCGAAGGUUACCCCCGCGUGGGGGGUGCAGCCGCGUCUACAGCGAUUCCCUGCGCGCGACCUCGUUUGACUUGGCCCACUCCGAUUUGUGCGAAUCGAGCGGUGACAGCGGCGGUGAUAGCGGCGGUGGCAGCGGUAGUGAUAGCGAUAGCGGCGGCGGUUCCUCCUCGGAGGGGCUCCUGUCCGAGAGCGAGCGACCGCACCACUGGGGAGAAGGCGGAGGCGACCCCCCCAUGCACAUUUUGAAAUGCGACCCCGGCAGCGACGACGACACGCACAAGCAGUACGGUAACUUCUUCAUCCAAAGCUACGACGCCUACAGGAACGCCAUCCCCGAAGGAGGCGACUCGUUUGAAGCGCAUGGUCUCGGCGGAGUUCAAAUCGUUAGGGUGGAUGACCUGCACAAUGGCUCGUAUGAAGUUAUAUACACCUACAAAGGUGCAAGAAGUGUAGCAGGUGGAGGGGGAGGCGCCACCCCCUAUAGACAAAUAAACGUGACGCUAAACGGAAGGCACGUGAAGGGCUCCCCCUUUAUAAUUGUACACAAAAAGGACAAACAAAUGGGCUACUUACAAAGAAUAAAAAAUUUACUACCCAUAGAUGAAGUGAACCCAGUGGACCCUCUACACAGUCUGCACAGCGUAAUGAAGUCGUAUCUAUAUGUGAAGGAGACAUACCUGGAGGGGAGGAAAAAAAAAUAUUUUAUGCAACUGAGUCCGUACUAUGAAAAGGGAGAACUUAACAGAUUACUUCGCAAAGUAGAUCCCAAGCUGGUGUCCCUCAUGUCGAUCCCGUUGCAGCAGCAGCUGCUUACCCAUGUGAAGCUUCUGAAUAAUGAUAGUAAAAUUGCCAAGUUGAAGGAGGUCCUCUUUAAAGAGCUUCUAAUCACCCUGGGGAAGAUGGUCAGCUGCGCAAACAGCUACUUUGACGAUUUGGAGAAGGACAAAGCUAGUCUCCUGCAGGACAGACGCACACAAGAUGUGAGCAUCCGGGAAGCUAACGCCAUGUACCAAUCAUUAAAGGAAAAAACUAUCCACUCGUUGCCUUUUGACUUUUCCAUUAAGGAUAUGAAGCUGUAUGAACAGAAGUUGGCUCUUAAGAAGAAGGAGCUGCUGGAGAAGCAGACCGAGCUGGUAAACAGAUAUAACUCAAUCAAAUGCAAGGAGAAGAAAUUUUACCAGGACAGGGAGGAGAUCACUAACCAGCUGACGCAGAAGUAUGAAGUGCACCAGGCCAUCUACGAACAUUCGCAGAGGGCGCUGGUACACACCAACAGCGCUUUGAAGAAAAUCACCAUCGGCAAUAUUAAGCGGAACUGCUCCGCGGAGAGAGCUGUGCUGGGUGGGAAGGGGGGCCCCGACGAGGCCGCGGAGGGGUUGAAGCGGCUGCUAUAG
Molecule: messenger RNA, 5604 nt
Organism: Plasmodium vivax (malaria parasite P. vivax)
Lineage: Eukaryota; Apicomplexa; Aconoidasida; Haemosporida; Plasmodiidae
Exons: 3
Coding region: 580-5604 (1674 amino acids)
Molecular function (GO): 4 iron, 4 sulfur cluster binding
Source: RefSeq, a predicted model, not a curated record